This is a messenger RNA of Miniopterus natalensis, 3498 nucleotides long. NCBI's taxonomy places the organism in Eukaryota, Metazoa, Chordata, Mammalia, Chiroptera, Miniopteridae. The record is from RefSeq and is a predicted model, not a curated record.
GUCUGUAGAAGAGGCGACCCCCGGCUCCCCAAUGAACGACCGUAAGGAAGAUAUGGAAAUCGCGUCCCACUACCGGCAGCUGCUGCGCGAGCUGGACCAGCAGAGGCAGCACGGGGUCCUGUGCGACGCGUGCGUCGUGGUCGAGGGCACGGUGUUCAGGGCUCACAAGAACGUGCUGCUCGGCAGCAGUCGGUAUUUCAAGACGCUGUACUGCCAGGUGCAGAAGACGUCGGAGCAGGCCACGGUCACCCACCUGGACAUCGUCACGGCCCAGGGCUUCAAGGCCAUCAUCGACUUCAUGUACUCCGCCCACCUGGCCCUCACCAGUCGCAAUGUCAUCGAAGUGAUGUCCGCGGCCAGCUUCCUGCAGAUGACGGACAUCGUGCAGGCCUGCCACGACUUCAUCAAGGCCGCGCUGGACAUCAGCAUCAAGCCGGACGCCUCGGAUGAGCUCUCGGAGUUUGACGUGGGCGCCCCGUCCGGCAGCGCGGACGCGCUCAUCUCCGCCGUGAUGGCCGGGAGGAGCAUCUCCCCGUGGCUGGCUCGGCGCACGAGUCCCACCAAUUCUUCUGGAGACUCGGCCAUCGCCAGCUGCCACGAGGGAGGAAGCAGCUACGGCAAAGAGGACCAGGAGCCCAAGGCCGACAGCUCCGAGGACGUGUGUUCCCAGCCGCUGUGGCCCGGUGACGUGGGCUACGGGCCUCUGCGCAUCAAGGAGGAGCAGAUCUCUCCGCCUCACUACGGAGCGGGUGAGCCGCCUUCUGCCAGGGAUGGCGGGACGACACAGACCUCCUUCCCUGAGCAGGCCGGGGGCGACGGCUGGCAGCCCACAGGCCGAAGGAAGAAUCGGAAAAACAAAGAGACCGUCCGGCACAUCACGCAGCAGGUGGAGGACGAGAGCCGUGCCGGUUCCCCGGUGCCACCCUUCCUGCCAACGUCCGGCUGGCCGUUUAGCAGCCGGGACUCAAACUCGGACUUGACCAUCACUGAGGCCGGCAGCUCUGACAGCCGAGGGGAGAGGGCGGACCUCUAUGCCCACGUGGAUGAGGGUCUCCUGGGGGCAGAAGCCAGCUACCUGGGCCCUCCCCUCACUCCCGAGAAGGAUGAGGCGCUGCAGCAGGCCACUGCAGUGGCCAACCUGCGGGCGGCGCUCAUGAGCAAGAACAGCUUGCUGUCCCUCAAGGCUGACGUGCUUGGGGAUGACAGCGCCCUCCUGCUGGAGUACCUGCCCAAAGGCACCCACUCCCUGUCCCUCAACGAGUUCACCGUCAUCAGGAAGAAGUUCAGGUGCCCAUACUGCAGCUUCUCUGCCAUGCACCAGUGCAUCCUCAAGCGCCACAUGCGCUCCCACACGGGCGAGCGGCCCUACCCCUGUGAGAUCUGCGGAAAGAAGUUUACGCGGCGGGAGCACAUGAAGCGGCACACGCUGGUGCACAGCAAGGACAAGAAGUAUGUGUGCAAGCUGUGCAGCCGGGUGUUCAUGUCGGCCGCCAGCGUGGGCAUCAAGCACGGCUCCCGGCGCCACGGCGUGUGUGCUGACUGCGCGGGCCGCGGGGCGGCGGAGCCGCUCGAUGGCGGCGGGGCCGAGGGCUCUCCUGAGCUCUUCCCCGGCGACGGGCCCUACCUGGAGGACCCGGACGACCCUCAAGGGGAGGGUGAGGAGGAGCUGGGCGAGGAGGACGACGUGGGCCUGGCCCACGAGGACACGCUGCUGGGGGACGACAAGGACGAUGCGGACUCGCCGCAGGGGCCCCGCAGCCCACCAGGGGGGCCUGGCAAGGACUUUGCCUGGAUCUCCUAGGCCCCUGUGCUGGGGGCUGGGUGGUGGCAGUGCCACCCCCUCCACCUGGGUGUGUGCUUAGGGGUCUCCCUUGCCCGGACGGGGCGUCUGACCCCUCGCAGCUCCUCCUCCAGGCCCCCCUUUAUUCUGCUCCCACCCCCCAGACAUACACAGAGAAGCUGGCCCUGUGGUCUCAGGAGCAGGUGUGGCCCCAGCAGCGGGGGCUCUGAGACCAAACAUGAAGUUUGUGGGGUGUAGGGAGGGUUCCCAUCUUCGGGGACAAACAGAGGGUCCCCGGCAGGUGCCUGUGGGGAGAGCAUUAAGGGGGCCUAUGUGGCUGGCCUGGCCUUGGGCUCAUGAUGGCGCAGCGGCCAGGUCAGCGUCAGCACUGCUCGGGUGUGGAGUCGCCCCGAGGCCACAGGCCCGAGGGCUGGAGGUCGGCACUCACCACAUGGCACCCAAGGCUCCAGACCCCGUCCCCUCCGCAGCCCCUUUUCAGCAGCCGGGUCACUGCCUGUAGCCCUUUGCCUUUGAGGCUCCGCAUCCCUGGGGCCACCUGCAGAACUAGGUCCAGUGUACAGAAGGCCCCGCCCCUGCUGCCCCUGGGCUUUGGUGCUCAACACAAAACAGCUUCAAGAGCCCCCGGGGUUGAGGGCUCCAGGUGCUAACUUCUGGUGGAGGGGGGAUGGGUCGAGUCCGUCAGGAGUCCGUCAGAGGUCCAUCUUUGUUCUGCGUGCACUUCCUUGGGGAGCCUGGGGUGGCCUUGUCCCUGGCUCCCUCCACCCCGUGGCACCCAGGCCACGCCUGCUGCCCUGCCCCAGGCACUUGCCUGCGCUGCUGCUCACACUGGAGGCCGGGUCCUGCCUGCCUGCCGCGCUGCUCACGCCGCCCGAAUGGGUAACCAAACUUUUUAAGUAGUCACAGUCACAGUCAUUUUGAUGGCAUUAUUUUUCUCACUUGACAAACCAUGCAGUCGUCUCUCCUGUAGUGCGUUGCCAGGUCCUCUGGCUGUCUUUUCAGACGUGCUCACAGCCUGGUCUCCUCUUUGUUCCUAGUGAAAAGCAAAGGCUCCGCUUGGUGCACGGCCUGUUGGCCAGCACCACCGUCCUGGCUGCAGGGCGACGGGCUGUCCUCUUCCUGGUCAAGGGUGUUCUGACGCCCUGCUAUCCAGACAUUCCCCCUCUCCCUGACUCUCUUGGGCACAGCCCCCCUCCUCACCCCCGAUCCCUGCAAGGACUCAAGGGUGCCAUAGAGAGAUUGUGUGUUUUCCCUCUUUUCCCACAGACUGAGCAAAAUGGCUUUUACCAAGUUUUUUUAUUGGGUCACAUCUAUUCUUUCCAGGUGGAAUACCCCAUGAGUCCUCAUGUAAGCUCCAGUGCCCCCAGAGGGCGCACCCGAGCACUAGCCUCCCCGCUGGGAGCGUUGGGGGACCCCGGCGGGGCUGAGUGGGUACGUGGGACCUGGUGCUGUCCUUGAAGUCCUGCCCCAGGGGAGAAGUCGCCACCUUUGUUUUUACUUAUUUAUUUUUAAAAUAAAACCAGCUGCCGUUCCUAUGGGUUAGAAGAGGGUGCCCUUGACAGACCUGCCUGCCGGUUGCCUGCACCCGCCUCCCCCGCCGGGCCCUCUGAGUUCCUCGGCACUGGCGUCCUCGGGAGAAAGGGCCAAGGUCGUCCCAAGCGCCGAACCCUCCGCGCCGCCCGCUCUUGCCGAGGGUGGGC